Torulaspora delbrueckii is the source of this 1665-nucleotide messenger RNA. RefSeq names its product ubiquitin-protein ligase SAN1 (gene SAN1). The record is from RefSeq and is a predicted model, not a curated record. Lineage: Eukaryota; Fungi; Ascomycota; Saccharomycetes; Saccharomycetales; Saccharomycetaceae. The transcript has a single exon. Bases 1 to 1665 code for a protein of 554 amino acids.
AUGAGUGGCAACGACAGUGACCAAAAUAUGGAUCGUGCAGAAGAUACUGAGAACCCUCCUGCUCCUGCUAGUGAACCUGCAAACGGCGAGAGGCCUACAAGAAGUAUAACCGUUUCGAUCCAGUAUUCCUACUUCAAUCCCAAUGGUUUGGCAAACUUAAACCCUAAUCAACCAAAUGGAAAUGCUGAGGGGAAUGGUGAAACUCCUACAGUGAAUAGACCUGAUGGAGCCUUGAUCCUGUCAUUUAGAGAUGUUCCUACUUCAACACCACAAGAGAGAUUGGAGUCUAUCAUCUCCAUCGCAGCCGAGUUGGCUAUGCGUCGUUUCAGUGAUAUGAUGUCUCAACCCAAGGGUAUUACUAAAGAACAAUUUGAACAACUUCCUGCUCUGAAAGUGAGGGAAUUGGCAGAUAGACACAAUACAAUUUGUAGCAUCUGCUAUGAUGCUUACGAGGAUGAGUUGUCGAAUAUAUUCAAGAGGACUAGAGAGGAUGACUUGGAUGGCAGAGACGGGUUACAAAAGAAACAGAGAUCGGAAUCGCCAGUAGUAGUUCCGACUGAACAAUCAUCUUCACAGCAAGAUGAGAACACAGAGCAGGCACCAAAUGUAAUGGAGCCCCCAACAUAUAAGCACUCACCAGUAGUACUACCAUGUAAUCAUGUUUUUGGUAGAGAAUGUCUCUUCAAGUGGUCGCAGCUGGAAAACAGUUGUCCGUUGUGCAGACACAAGAUAGUCGAAGCUGCAGCUGGGCAAUCGGGUGAGGAUUCCAAUGGAGCUGUAGCGAAUCAAAAUGCUGAAGCUUUCGAAAGAAUAAGGCAAGCGUUGUAUAAUCCCUCGGCACCAGAUCAGCAGACAGAGGGACCCACAAGUACCAAUGCGGGCAACGAUUUGCAUAAUUUCACCUUUUCUCGCUCUGGUAUAGUGCUUUUAAGGCCUGAUACUCGAGCUGGUCUAGCUACAGGAGAAGCAGGGGCUCAGACGGAAAAUGAAAAUGGGGCUACGGCGACGAACGAGGGUACCGGUGAGCAAUCGGAUUCAACCCCAUUGAACUCAAUCAAUAGUCCAGACUCUAGAAGAAUACAAUGGAUACCUCUUCCCAUAACGGCAAUCCAAUUGCCUACCAGCCUUAAUAAUGAAAACAAUGAUGACACCAAUGAUGGGGAAUCCGCACCUUCAGGACGUCCUGCAAACGAAAGAUUAAGAUCUAUACUGAACAACAUUUUCAAUAGCAUUUCUACUGAGUCUACUGCUUCAGAGUCUGCGGAACGAACGGCCUCUACGCCAACCCUCUCCACAACUGAAUCUUCUACAAGUUCAGCUUCACAAUCAAAUACCCCACCUGUCCCUCGCCGGAGAUCGUUUUUGGAUCACAUCCUGAGAAUAACGAAUCGUCAUAGAAACCGUUCAGACAGUAACAAUACCGAAUCGGGCUCUUUACCUAUUCCACAUCCUCAGGCAUCAAACAGCAUGUUUAACUCUGGUGUUGCUAGUUACAGAAAUCCAGAUGGACAAGUUUCUACCUUUCAUGUAAGUGAUGGCCCUUUGCCAUUGCCACCUCGUAAUAAUCAGUCUACAAGAAAUUCUAACAGCGGUAAUGAAGAUGAAACUCAUCAGGGACCUUCUCAGCAGACUAAUGGCGAUGCGGCAAGUGGUAGUAAUGAUUAA